GCGGGGAGCAAAGUAAGAUCGAGCACUAAAAAUAAGCACUAAUAAUGGUUUGCACGUUCAAAUCACUGUUCUAGGAAUUUGCCCCCAAACUGAGGCGAGGCGUUAAGUCUUAAGUGAGGGUUGCACCAUCCUAAAUUUUAAACCGUAUGUCUUGUAUUUUAAGUUAACAUAUUCAAAUGAAAAAAAAUAAAAAAAGAAGUUGUGGUUAUUUUUAUAUGGCAGAUAAUUGCCCUCAUCGAUCAGGACUUUUUCCCAACCACAAAAAAACCCCAAACCCUCAUUCAGAUCUCGGCAGAGUUCACUUGGGUGCGGGGCAAACCAACUCCAGUCUCAUGAAGCAAACACGUGUUCCACGCAUAUAAGGCCGUCAUAAAAGCCUGUGCUCCACCUAGCUGGGAGGGACUGUAAAUCAGUUUCUGAGAGUGUCGAAAGACAUCUGAGGUUUUGGGGGGGGUGUUUCCACCUACUUGUCCCAGCUUAGAGCAGUACCGGAGAGCUUGCCUGUGAAACUGUUCUUGCUGGCAUUGGCCCUGUUGCGGUACGGAGCGCAGCGUUAUUUCUCCUGAGCUUCCACCAUGGUGCUGUUCGCUGUUUGGAGAAACAGGGGGAAGGAACGUUGUGCAAGCGUUCUGCCACGCAGGAGUGUUGUGGUCUGACCAAAGACUGAAGUUAAGCAGCUUUCGACUCUUCUAGGUUUAUUUGCUUGUGGUCUUGAGCAAGUUGCUUUUAUUGGGAGUAAGUCAUGAUAAAUGUAGGUCUCCCUAUGCUUUUUAUGACGGAGUUAACUUCGUUUCCGUGUCUUUUGUUGAAUGGUAUUUUAGAUGUAGGGAGGAAAAUGCUGCAAAUACAUUUGGACAGUUAAUAUGAAACACCAGAAAAGGAAUUACGAACGGGGUAUUCCAGUGGGGUUUUUAGUGUUUGUUUUUCUGGUGUUUUAGCUCUUUGUCAUGGUGUACAAGAAAGGCAGAGCAUAAAGCCAGUACAGACGUGUGCUUUUAGACAAUGCAUAGUUCUAUAGGGAACUAGAUAAUCAUCUUUUUGUGGUAACUAUUGUGCCAUACCUGGAGAAAUCCUUCCAAUAGUCAAAGCAGUUGCUCAUUUUUACGUAUGACUGUUUGUUUUAUUUUAGGGUAUGCUAUGACUGGCUUCAGACUCCCCAUCACUACUUUUAGAAAAUUAAAUGUCUGGUUUGGACUGUGGGAAAAAUUCCCCUCUAAUAAACUGUAUCUCUCUUGGAGGAGAAGCGUAUUCUGUAGCUGUCAAGCAAGCACAGUAAACUACAGAAGAUGUUUCAGCUUUUCCCCAGUAAAACUCUCUGCACUAAGACUUUCUCCAGAGUAUGUCUCAGUACUUUCUCUGCGGAACAAAAGUAACAAAAGCUCUAAAAGGAGCAGACAAACCGUGCAAGAAGAAGAGGAGGAAGAGGACGAAGAUGAAGAGGAAAGCGAUUUGGAAGAUGAAUUUGAAAACGACCCCAACGUAGUAAAAGAUUACAAGGAUCUUGAAAAAGUCGUACAGUCUCUUCGGUACGAUGUGAUCAUGAAAGCUGGUCUAGACAUUGCAAGAAAUAAAGUAGAAGAUGCAUUCUACAAUAAUGAACUCAGGCUGAAUGGAGAAAAACUAUGGAAGAAAAGUAGAACUGUGAAAGUUGGGGACACACUGGAUCUCAUAGUAGGUGAAGAUAAAGAAACAGGAACUGCUGUAGUUAUGCGGGUAGUCUUAAGAAAAGUAUCUGACAAAACUGAAAGUGAAAAAUACAAAGUAGUUUUGAGGCGUUGGAAAAACUUAAAAGUGCCCAAACAGGAUGUACUUAAGUAACAGGGGGUUGCAUGUGGCAGCGUAAGAUAUUUGCAGAAAACCAUAUUUGUUGUUAAAUACGAAUUUUGGUUAAACAAAAUUACAGUACCCUUUUUUAAGGGCUUGUGUCAGAAUGUUAUCUCCCUCUGCCGUGUACAUCAAUAUCCAUGCAAUAAACCUGUCGAUUAUAUAAAAUUGCUUCCUUAUUCCUUAUCAGUUUGAUCUUGGUUGA
Egretta garzetta (little egret) is the source of this 2029-nucleotide messenger RNA. RefSeq names its product mitochondrial transcription rescue factor 1 (gene MTRES1). The coding region runs from base 1108 to 1818 and encodes 236 amino acids. The transcript has 3 exons. NCBI's taxonomy places the organism in Eukaryota, Metazoa, Chordata, Aves, Pelecaniformes, Ardeidae. The record is from RefSeq and is a predicted model, not a curated record.